Molecule: messenger RNA, 6597 nt
Organism: Lethenteron reissneri (Far Eastern brook lamprey)
Lineage: Eukaryota; Metazoa; Chordata; Hyperoartia; Petromyzontiformes; Petromyzontidae
Product: protein flightless-1 homolog
Biological process (GO): barbed-end actin filament capping; actin polymerization or depolymerization; actin filament severing
Cellular component (GO): cytoplasm; actin cytoskeleton; nucleus
Molecular function (GO): actin filament binding; phosphatidylinositol-4,5-bisphosphate binding
Source: RefSeq, a predicted model, not a curated record
GGCGGGGAGAGGCUGCCGCCUUCACAGUCCGCACGUCGCCUUCGAGCUCGUCUCCUACUGCCCCCCUCCUCCCCAUCUCUUCCACCCCGCUCGCUGUUCUCGCGUCUCGCCGCCGCCGAGUCGGGCGCCAUGGCCAGCACGGGCGUGCUGCCGUUCGUCCGCGGCAUCGACCUGAGCGGGAACGACUUCAAGGGAGGGAACUUUCCUGAGCGCAUUGGGGCCAUGAGCAGUUUGCGGUGGCUGAAGCUGAACCACACGGGGCUGUCCUAUCUGCCCGAGGAGCUGGCAGUGCUGCAAAAGCUGGAGCACCUCUCUGUGAGCCACAACCAGCUGACGACGCUGCACAGCGACAUCACGGCUCUCCCCUGUCUCCGGGCCAUUGUAGCCAGAGCCAACCAGCUGACAAAUCCUGGGGUUCCUCCUGACAUCUUCAAUCUGGAAGACCUCUCUGUUCUGGAUCUCAGUCACAACCAGCUGACGGAGGUUCCGAAUGAAUUGGAGAAUGCAAAGAACAUGCUGGUGCUCAACCUCAGCCACAACAGUAUCGAGACGAUCCCCACGCAGCUCUUCAUAAACCUGACGGACGUGCUGUACCUGGACCUCAGCAAUAACCGGCUGGACAGUCUGCCGCCCCAGAUGCGGCGCCUUGUCCACCUGCAGACGCUCAUGCUCAACAACAACCCCCUGCUGCACGCACAGCUGCGGCAGCUGACAGCCAUGACAGCCCUGGAAACGCUGCACAUGAGGAACACGCAGCGUACGCUCAGCAACCUGCCCACGCAGCUGGAGGCACUCACGCACUUGGCUGAUGUGGACCUUUCCCACAACGAGCUGGCGCGGGUCCCCGAGUGCCUGUACACCCUGUCCGCUCUACGCCGCCUCAACUUGAGCGACAACCAGAUCACGGAGCUGUCGCUGUGCAUGGACCAGUGGACGCAGCUGCAGACGCUGAACCUGUCGCGCAACCAGCUCACCUCGCUGCCGUCAUCGAUCAGCAAGCUGGCCAAGCUUCGCAAGCUGUUUGUCAACUCGAACCGGCUCGACUUCGAAGGGAUUCCCUCCAGCGUGUGGAAGCUGGGAAAUCUGGAGCAGUUCGUGGCAGCCGACAACAACCUGGAGCUCAUCCCCGAGAGCCUGUGCAGGUGUGCCAAGCUCAAGAAGCUCGUGCUCAACAAGAACCGGCUCAUCACGCUGCCAGAGCUCGUGCAUUACCUCACCGACCUGGAGGUCCUGGACGUCAGAGAGAACCCCAACCUGGUGAUGCCCCCCAAGCCGACCGACCGCUCGGAGAACUUGUACAACAUCGACUUCUCGCUGCAGAACCAGCUCCGCCUGGCGGGCGCUUCCCCUGCCGCCAUCGCCGCCGCCGGGGGCGGGCAGCCCGCUAAGGACCAUGUGGCGCGGAAGCUGCGUCUGCGCAGGCGUCGCGAUUCCGCGCAGGACGACCAAGCCAAGCAGGUGCUCAAGGGCAUGUCUGACGUGGCCCACGACAAGAACAAGACCUUGGCGGAGGGAGGCGACGUGCGCUACACGGAGGUGAAGAGCCGCCGCUGGGACGAGGGCCUAGCCAAGCCGCAGCUCGACUACUCGGAGAUUUUCACUGAAGACGUGGGCCAGAUCCCCGGCGUGUCCGUGUGGCACAUUGAGAACUUUGUGCCACAGCUGACCGAAGAUGAUUACCAUGGCAAGUUCUACGACGCUGACUGCUACAUCGUGCUGAGGACAUUCAUCGACGAAAACGGGGCAAUCGCGUGGGAGAUCUACUACUGGAUCGGGACGAAGGCAACGCUGGACAAGAAGGCGUGCGCCGCCAUCCACGCCGUGAACCUGCGCAACUUCCUGGGCGCCGAGGGGAGGUCGCAGCGGGAGGAGAUGGACGACGAGAGCGAAGAGUUCCUCGCUGUGUUUGAUGGCUCCAUCUCGUAUAUUGAAGGGGGAACGUCUAGCGGAUUUUUCACGGUGGAGGAAAACGCCCACAUUGUCCGAUUGUACCGCUGUCACGGUACACAAAGCAUCCACCUGGAGGCAGUAGCACUCAAGGGAAGCUCGUUGGACCUACGCUUUGUGUUUAUGUUGGACGUUGGGAACACCAUCUACAUCUGGAAGGGGCGGCGUGCCGGCCUCAAUGCCAAGACAAAGUGCAGGCUGUUUGCGGAGAAGAUCAACAAGAAUGAGCGCAAGGGUCAAGCCGAAAUCCUGAUGGUGGCGCAGGGCGAGGAGCCCGAGGAAUUCUGGACGACCUUAGGGGGGCAGCCCGACUCGAUUGUGCCUCACGUGCCUGCCGACUUCGUUCCCUGCACGCCCAAACUCUUCAGGGUGGGCCUGGGCCAGGGCUAUUUGGAGCUACCGCAGGUGAACUACCGGCUGUCUGUGGAGCACAAGAACAAGAAGCUGUGUGCUCAGCUGAUGCCCGAGCAGAGGCUGGUGCAGUCGCUGCUGGACACGAGGAGCGUGUACCUGCUCGACUGCCACUCGGACGUCUUCAUCUGGAUGGGGCGCCGCUCCCCGCGCCUGCUGCGUGCCGCCGCGCUCAAGCUGGGCUCCGAGGUGUGCGCCAUGCUGCCCCGCCCGCGCCACGCCACCGUGCUCAAGAACAUCGAGGGCACCGAGUCUCAGAUCUUCAAGUCCAAGUUCAGAAACUGGGACGACAUCCUGGCGGUGGACUACACGCGGAGCGCCGACGCCGUGGGUCGCGCCGCCGGCCUCGAUGGCAAGGUGCAGCAGGACGCUGCACCCCGGCGGCAGCAGCAGCAGCUCAAGGCCGACCUCUCGGCACUCUUCUACCCUCGCCAGCCGCCCAUGCCACUGUCCGAGGCUGAGACGCUGAUGGACGAGUGGAAUGAGGACCUGGAGGGAAUGGAGUCGUUUGUGUUGGAGGGCAGGAAGUUUGUGCGUCUACCCGACGAAGAGUUUGGCCACUUCCACACACACGACUGCUAUGUCUUCCUGUGCCGGUACUGGGUGCCGCUGGAGCGCGCUGAGGAUGGGGCGGAGGAGGAGGAGGAGGCGGCGGGGGAGCAGGACAGCCAGAUGGAGGAGGACCUGCAGUCCGUCGUCUACUUCUGGCAGGGCCGCGAGGCCUCUAACAUGGGCUGGCUCACCUUCACCUUCAGCCUGCAGAAGAAGUUCGAGAGUCUCUUCCCCGGCAAAAAGAUGGAGGUGGUGCGCAUGACCCAGCAGCAGGAGAACCUCAAGUUCCUGUCGCACUUCAAGCGCAAGUUCCUUAUCCACAGGGGCAAGCGGCGCGCCACGGAGAACGCUCUGCAGCCCAGCCUCUUCCACCUGCGCACCAACGGCAGCGCGCUGUGCACACGGUCCAUUCAAGUGAAUACGGACGCAGGUCUACUCAACUCGGAAUUCUGCUACAUAUUGAAGGUUCCUUUCAACAGCGAGGACAGCCCAGGGAUUGUGUACGCCUGGAUUGGCCGUGCCGCUGACCCAGAUCAGGCCAAGCUGGCGGAGGAAAUAAUGAACACCAUGUUCAGCAGCGACUACAGCAAGCAGGUGGUGGACGAGGGAGAGGAGCCGGAGAACUUCUUCUGGGUGGGGAUCGGGGGCAGCAAGCCUUACGAGGAGGAUGCCGAGUACAUGAAGUACGCACGCCUCUUCAGAUGCUCCAAUGAGAAGGGCUACUUUGCCGUGUCAGAGAAGUGUUCCGACUUCUGUCAAGACGAUUUGGCAGAUGACGACAUCAUGCUGCUUGACAACGGCCAAGAGGUCUACAUGUGGGUGGGCACUCAAACCAGCCAGGUGGAGAUCAAGCUAAGCCUGAAGGCCGUUCAGGUGUACAUCCAGAACAUGCGCAGCAAGGACACGAGCCGCCCGCGCAAGCUCAAGCUGGUGCGCAAGGGCAACGAGACGCUGUACUUCACGCGCUGCUUCCACGCGUGGGGGGAGUUCCGCAAGCAGUGCGAGUGAGCGGUGACGCGCCCCCGGGCUCGCUCGCAAAAAAACAUCAACUUCGCGGUCGUAGAAAACAAACUAACAAGUAUAAAAAUGGCCCGGUCGCUCCCUCUCGCCCCUUACAUCUGCUCACAACUCUCUUCUUUCCGUUAUAUGCCUUUUAAAGGUUGAUCCAUUUAUAAUUACCCCACUAAAAUACUAGGGGAGAUGUUGUAGGUAAGGGAAAAAACCUAUACAGUAGAACCCUUCUUAACGACCACCCCAGUUAACCACGAAUCGCUUAACGACAGGCCUCUAGAGCACAGUGUUCGCUUACCGACUAUUUCUCUGUUAACGACGGGCUGUUUUAGUUACAGUAAAUAUUAAUGAAUCCAUUGAUUUACCAUGUUUCCUUUAAUAUGUGUUUAUAAUGUUAGUAUCUUUGUGCAUUAAUAUCCAUUGUUUAAAUAUUAUCAAGUCCGUUUUUUGGGUGAAAAAGGGUAACUUUCGAUGCUAUCGGAAGGAAUUAAGCCAUUAACGUGUAUUUCCUAGACUCGCUUAACGACCACAUCACUUAACGACCGGUUUCAUAAAACCAAUUACCGUCGUUAAGAGGGGUUCUACUGUAUUUUAAUUCAAGGCCGCAUACGUGUCUCGCACCAAUCCCAAGACGCUUACCACCUUUCCUUCCUGUUCCCCUGUGAGUCGCGAGGUGACACGGUCCAGUGGUCACACAUUCGGGUCCAGCGGUCGCACGUUCGAAUCUAGCGGCCGCCCUGGUUAAUGAUUGGGCACCGGACAUUUAGUAGCAAGUGUCAGAGCACGAUGGCCUCUUCCGCAAAACCCGACCAUGUGAGUUACAGCUCGAUCACAUUCCUCUACAGUCCACACUGGCAAAUUAUGAAGAAUAUAACUGGCAACCGCUUUCAAGGUGUUAUUAAUUGUAGAAAUACUUACAAGCCCUCAUGCGUCACAGUGAUUGUUAAGGAUCCCGUGACAUCAUUCAAUUGCGUGCCGGCGGUCAUGGUGCAAAUUUGCCAAAUUUGAGGAAUUCUGCCGCGGAUUACUUGGUUGGAGUAUACACACGGCACUCACCGACCCCUGCCGUGACAAAUUGGCAGGACCUUCUGGAAAAAAACGAGUCCUGAGAUUCGGUGAAGCCCUCUUGGGUAAACAACCAUUUGUUAACAUAAUAACAGAGCCAUCAUUUCACAACAGUUCAAUCACGCCUUUUGAGAAUAAAGUAAAAGGUUGAUUACAAAUAAGUGGGGCGCUAUAAAUGGAUCGCCCUUGUAUAUCCCAGCUAUCUGUGGAUGAGCUACAUGUGUGGCGGGCUUCUCUGUAACUCCCACAGCACAAUUUAAUUGAGGCCACUCAUUAGAUGCGGGUGAUGUUGUGCACUUUUAAAUCUAGAAUGAAAACUCAUUGCGUUCGAACAGUUUUUUGUGUUUUGUUUGUUGUCCUUCCCCCGCACCUCCGAUUUGCACGCUUGGCUACGUACGGUGCAAACGGAAGUUUAACAUGCAGACAUGUUUUACUUAUAGAUGCAGGAGUUCAUUUUCAUUGACGCUGAAGUGAAAAUGUUAUAUCUUCAUUGAACUCCUUGUGAUUCGAAAGCUACGCGCAGCUUUCGUUCAAUAUGCUCUUGCACCACUGCUCAUGCAGUAUUGCAGUUGCUUUCUUUAACUUUUGCCGCAAAAUGGUACACAAUUUAUGGACCCUGGAGGGAAGACGGAAGUGAGCCGACCCUUGUCCGAGAUCUCAUUCAGCUUGGGGCGUUGGGCGGCAUGCGAAAGUUGCGACGCGGCUCGCACUCGUGGGGAUAUUUCACCGUUUUAACUGGAGGCUCCAGCUUUUGCCAGAGGUCUGCAGCGGCACCGCUCGAAACAUUCCCAACAAGUCCUUGGCCCUCGUAUACUUAUACAGCACGAUUGUUUACUAGAAAUGUCAGUUGCUUUGUGACCGCGAUUCAUUCCGAAGUACACAAUUACAAUUGUGCAACUCAGCACGGGUCUCCUUUCCCCAGUUAUCCACGGUUUAUGAUGAUCCAUCACACGGCAAGGUCAAGAACCUGUUGAACCUUCACCCCUCAGCCAGCCGGUGGCUAAAAAGCAUUCUAAUGCCCAUGAAGGGACAUGUCACGCCGUGUCCACUUAUCCUCGCCGCCCCCCCUGCUCCCCCACGGAUACUGGAGACCUUGGGUGGAUCGCUGGAGACAAUGGCCACAUUGCAGCCAAAAUUACUAAAGUCACCAGUGAGAACAAGGAUCAGGAGAGCGUGUGGGUAAUAGCUACUCCACUAAGGACAUAUUGGUUAAAGUGCCUCUACGCUCGCGCAGUGCUCAUCACUGUUGGCAGCCCCGAGUCAGUGAUGGAAAUUGCACAUUCCUAUGACAAGCACCAGUCCUCCCUUGGACAACCAACUACUGUGGACAUCUUACAAAGUGCUACUGAAUUUACUGACCCCCCUCCCCCACUCGGGAAUAGGUUGAAUUUGUCUCCCUGAUCUAUAUUUGAAGCCCUCGGCCUUCUGACUGGGCGUAGCGUUUGUGUCCAACGGCUGGCCAUGGUGGUCGGAGCCUAAACCACGGUCUCGUUUGAAUUCGCACCAGCCUAGGAUAAAAUAUGUUUUGUAAUCUUGAGUGAAUUGGGAUGUAUUUUUGUAUUCAAUUCAAAGUCCUUGUGCUAAUCCGAUAAAAGUAUUGCUUAAAUAUUU